AGGUAGGAGUGUGGGAUGACGGGGAUGAAGGACCAAAGUAAAACAACUCCAUACCUUGAGGACCAUUUUGUUCUUUUCUCAAAAAAUCUCCUCUCCCAAAAAGAUUUGCCAUCAUCUUCCUUCCCUCUCAUCUUGCAACACAAAAAACCAGAAAACACUUUGCUACUUCAUCUUCUUCACCACCACCCACCCCCACUCCCUGUUCCAUUGAACAACAAAGCUUUUUUCUUUGCUCAAACAAUGACAAUUCUAGCAAUGUCACUACCAAAACCCAAUCUUUUCUCUAAUCUCCCCACUAUCCCACCCCCUACCCACAACCCCAACUCAACCCCACUACCCCAACCACCCAUCCCCAUACCCAAAUACCCAAAGAAAAAAAAACCCAAUUCCUCAAAACCGGAAAAAAACCCGGUUCCAGCUUUCAAAACCCACCACCAAAACUCCAAAUACCACAAACCGGUUAAACCGGGUCAAGUCAUCACCGAAGACGGCGACCGUUCCGUCGUCGUUAAAGAUUCCGGCGUUUCAUAUCGUCUCCCUGGUGCCCCUUUUGAUUUCCAGUUCAGUUACUCUGAAACUCCGAAAGCUAAACCGUUGGCUAUUCGUGAACCGGCUUUUUUGCCUUUUGCUCCUCCUACUAUGCCUAGACCGUGGACAGGGAAAGCACCCAUGAAGAAAUCUAAGAGAAAUAUUAAGCUUUUUGAGCCAUUGUAUCCUCAAAUGGAGAGUGAUGAUGAUGGGGGUAAGCGCUAUGAAAUGUUGAGGGCAUAUGAGCUGGGGAUGUUUGAAGGAAAGCCAAAGAAGGUGUUGGGUCCCCCAUUGACAAAGAUGGAAAUUCAAGAGCUUUUGAAAGAUUGUAUAGCUAGUAAUCGACAAGUUAACAUUGGUCGGGAUGGAUUGGUACAUAACAUGUUAGAGUUAAUACAUACUCACUGGAGGAGGAAUCCUGUUUGUAAAGUUCGAUGCUUAGGAGUCCCUACUGUUGAUAUGAACAACCUAUGCCAAUGCCUCGAGGAGAAGACUGGCGGAAAGAUCAUACAUAGAGUGGGUGGUGUAGUUUAUCUCUUUCGGGGAAGGAACUAUGACCAGCGUACACGUCCAAAGUACCCACUGAUGUUAUGGAAACCAGCUACACCAGUUUACCCGAAACUUAUACAGGAAGCACCAGAAGGAUUGACCAAAGAAGAGGCUGAUGAAUUACGAAUCAAGGGAAAGAAGCUACCCCCUAUCUGUAAAUUGGCGAAAAAUGGAGUCUACCUUACGCUAGUGAGAGAUGUGAGAAGUGCCUUUGAAGCUUGUCCACUGGUGAAGAUUGAUUGCCGGGGUAUGCAUGCAAGUGAUUAUAAGAAGCUAGGAGCUAAGUUAAAGGAAUUGGUCCCUUGUGUGCUAUUGUCAUUCGAUGAUGAACAGAUAUUGAUGUGGAGAGGAAAAGACUGGAAACCUAUGUACGGAAAUGCCCCUCCGGUUGUGUCCUCCAGAAUUGAUGCUGUUGCAGAUGAAAUAAAUACUUCAGGACGCUCAGACACUGCCAAAGAUUAUUCCAACGCACACUCUAGAACAAGGAGCACAAGCCCUAAAAUGAUGUCCCUGUGGAAGAAUGCUAUUGAUUCAGGCAAGGCAUUAUUGCUAGACGACAUUGAUCUAAAACCUGAUGAUCUCUUGAACAAGGUGGAGGAAUUCGCUAGCAUUUCCCAGGCCAUAGAGCACACAUAUCCCGCUCUGGUUUUAUCCAAUAAACGUGCCCCUGAACAGUCAGGACUGAUGUGGAGAGGCAGUUCCGAUGAUGACAAUGACAGCGACGAUGAGAUCAGUGAUGAUGAUCAUGGAGAUAAAUAUUACAUUAACAACUCAUUUGAAGCAUUAGAGUCAACAGUUCCUAAAGGAUUAUUACCAGUUGACUUAAUAGUAAAGGAGUUCAGUGAUGAUGAGUAAAUAAGUUGAAAGGAAAUGAAGGUGAAAAUAGGAAAUAAUGUAACCAAAAUAGGAAGUCUUAUUUAAUUUUUUUUCCUGUUUAUUUUGAUAUUUAUCUGUAUAGUUGUAUACUGUA
Solanum stenotomum is the source of this 2047-nucleotide messenger RNA. Its product is annotated as CRS2-associated factor 2, chloroplastic. The transcript has 6 exons. Gene Ontology annotation, biological process: Group II intron splicing. NCBI's taxonomy places the organism in Eukaryota, Viridiplantae, Streptophyta, Magnoliopsida, Solanales, Solanaceae. The coding region runs from base 16 to 1932 and encodes 638 amino acids. The record is from RefSeq and is a predicted model, not a curated record. Gene Ontology annotation, molecular function: RNA binding.